AUGACGGGGGCGGGGGGCGGGCGCCAGGGGGCGGCGGCGGCGGGCCAGGCCCUCCCCGUGCUUCUCCGCCCCUUCCCGCCCCGCCCACGGCCCUCCUCCUGGCAGCCCAGCAACAAGCCGCCACCGCCCCCACCCCGGGGCGGGCAGAAGCGCAGCAACUCCGCGGUGCUCCCGGAAGACACCGCGUCUCCAACAUUUACACGGAGAUGCUGCUCGGCUCAGGUCGGGUCCGUACGCUUCCCGAGGUGCGUACUACGCGAGCCACACACAUCACUACCGAUAUUCCUGGGAAAGUCGGUGCCACAGUUCCGACCUGAAUCCGAAAGUGCUUCUAAAUCCCACGCUUCACAGAACGUUCGGAGGGGGAGGCGCUCCAUGGGGGCUGCUGCGUGCCCAUGUAGCCGAACUGACUCGAAUAAAAGCGUGUCCACGUCUACAUCACACAUCUGUGUAAAUGCAGAAGCCUGCGGAUGCGCGGGGCUGGCCAGACUUCACAGUGUGCAGACACAUGGACUCAUGCACGCGCGCGCGCUCACACACUCACACCCCAAAUUACCUCCGGGAUGGAGAAAGCCGCUGCGGAUUGGCCAGCAGAGCCGUCACUCACGCCCAGGGGGCAGGGAGACUUCGCAAAGCUGUUUCCUUUUUUUUUUUUUCCUCCUCUCCUCCCUACCGUUUCAUUUAAUGGUAAAACAACAGCAGAGCUCUGAAAGUUAG
Messenger RNA from Symphalangus syndactylus (siamang), 717 nucleotides. RefSeq lists its product as uncharacterized. The record is from RefSeq and is a predicted model, not a curated record. NCBI's taxonomy places the organism in Eukaryota, Metazoa, Chordata, Mammalia, Primates, Hylobatidae.